Acanthisitta chloris (rifleman) is the source of this 457-nucleotide messenger RNA. RefSeq names its product distal-less homeobox 6 (gene DLX6). Gene Ontology annotation, molecular function: RNA polymerase II cis-regulatory region sequence-specific DNA binding; DNA-binding transcription factor activity, RNA polymerase II-specific. NCBI's taxonomy places the organism in Eukaryota, Metazoa, Chordata, Aves, Passeriformes, Acanthisittidae. The record is from RefSeq and is a predicted model, not a curated record. Gene Ontology annotation, biological process: regulation of transcription by RNA polymerase II; cell differentiation; embryo development. The annotation marks the transcript as partial. The transcript has 2 exons.
AUCAGCAAAAAACCACAGUGAUUGAAAACGGUGAAAUCAGAUUUAAUGGAAAAGGGAAAAAGAUUCGGAAGCCUCGAACCAUUUACUCUAGUCUACAACUCCAGGCUUUAAAUCAUCGCUUUCAGCAGACUCAGUACCUGGCACUUCCAGAGAGAGCUGAACUGGCAGCUUCAUUAGGACUUACCCAGACACAGGUGAAGAUCUGGUUUCAGAACAAGCGCUCCAAAUUCAAGAAGCUGCUGAAGCAGGGAAGUAAUCCCCACGAGAGCGACCCUCUGCCCGGCUCCGCUGCCCUCUCCCCUCGCUCUCCAGCUCUGCCUCCAGUCUGGGACGUUUCAGCCUCUGCCAAGGGAGUCAAUAUGCCUCCCAACAGCUACAUGCCUGGCUAUUCUCACUGGUAUUCUUCUCCACAUCAAGACACAAUGCAGAGACCACAAAUGAUGUGAAUUGUCCAAGA